GGGUGUCGCAGCCCAGCCUCAACACGCAGCCCUUCAUGCCCAUCGCGCCGACGAGCGAACCGACCCACGUGGUGUUGGAGGACGUCACCGACACCACCGCCACCAUCAAAUGGAGACCCCCGGAGCGCAUCGGGGCGGGCGGCGUCGACGGAUACCUCGUCGAGUGGUGCCGGGAGGGAUCCAAUGAAUGGGUGGCGGCCAACACGGAGUUGGUGGAGCGCUGUGGGCUGACGGCGCGGGGUCUCCCCACGGGGGAGCGGCUGCUCUUCCGGGUCAUCAGCGUCAACAUGGCGGGCAAAAGCCCCCCCGCCACCAUGGCCCAACCCGUCACCAUCCGGGAGAUCGUCGAGCGCCCCAAAAUCCGCCUCCCGCGGCACCUCCGCCAGACCUACAUCAGGCGCGUGGGGGAGCAGGUCAACCUCGUCAUCCCCUUCCAGGGGAAGCCCCGCCCCCAGGUCACGUGGUCGCGGGAGGGCGGCGCGCUGCCCGCGGAGGUUCAGACGCGCACAUCCGACGUGGAUUCGGUGUUCUUCAUCCGCUCCGCCGCGCGGCCGCUGUCGGGGAACUACGAGAUGAGGGUCCGCAUCGACAACAUGGAGGACUGCGCCACGCUGCGCCUCCGCGUCGUCGAGCGUCCCGGCCCCCCGCAGGCGGUGCGGGUGAUGGAGGUGUGGGGCAGUAAUGCGCUGCUGCAAUGGGAGCCCCCGAAGGACGACGGCAACGCCGAAAUCAGCGGAUACACCGUGCAGAAGGCCGACACGCGCACCAUGGAGUGGUUCACAGUGUUGGAGCACAGCCGCCCCACGCGCUGCACGGUGUCGGAGUUGGUGAUGGGCAACGAGUAUCGGUUCCGCGUCUACAGCGAGAACGUCUGCGGGACGAGCCAGGAGCCCGCCACAUCCCAUAAUACUGCCCGCAUCGCCAAGGAGGGGCUGACCCUAAAGAUGGUGCCCUAUAAGGAACGCGACCUCCGCGCCGCCCCACAGUUCCUCACCCCAUUGGUGGACCGCAGCGUCGUGGCGGGGUACACCGUGACCCUAAACUGCGCCGUGCGGGGUCACCCCAAACCGAAGGUGACGUGGCUGAAGAACAGCGUGGAGAUCGGGGCGGACCCCAAAUUCCUUUCCCGCCACGGUUUGGGGGUGCUGAGCCUCCUCAUCCGCCGGCCCAGCCCCUUCGAUGGGGGCACCUACGGCUGUAGGGCCGUCAACGAGAUGGGGGAGGCCACCACCGAGUGCCGCCUGGACGUCAGGGUGCCCCAAUGAGGAUCGCAUCGCAGAGCGGCGUUUUGGGGUGUUGCAUCGCCGCCCGCAGUGCCAAUAAAUGCAGU
This is a messenger RNA of Gallus gallus (chicken), 1330 nucleotides long. It is a transcript of the gene MYBPC2, whose product is annotated as myosin binding protein C, fast type. NCBI's taxonomy places the organism in Eukaryota, Metazoa, Chordata, Aves, Galliformes, Phasianidae. Gene Ontology annotation, molecular function: protein binding. The record is from RefSeq and is marked validated.